Phyllotreta striolata is the source of this 907-nucleotide messenger RNA. The record is from the annotation of a GenBank genome assembly. Lineage: Eukaryota; Metazoa; Arthropoda; Insecta; Coleoptera; Chrysomelidae.
GUUUAUAUUAGAUUAUUGAAAUUUGAAUUGUUUUUGAUAAAAUAUAACAUAAAUGCAAACUUUUUACAUCAACUUAGUUUAUAUUGAGGUAAUAACAAUAUGAAUAAAUCAAUAGUCGUUACUGGUGAAGCUUCUGAAACUGAUAGUGAAGAUGAAUUCAAAGAUGUUACUUUGAAUAGUUCCAUGACGAAAUCUGUGCAAGGAGCUGUAAUUCCAGGCGAAGACUCCGAAUCUGAUAAUGAAAUAGACGCCAGUGUUGCUAGUGCUACAUCAGCUUUGACUCAAUGCCAAUUUGUUGCUAACAAUGAUCCUAAAUUUGAUUCUUUGUUUCACCUAAAAUUAAGAGAAUGCAAUGAACAUUUACAUUCCAACAUUGAGAAUGUGUGUCAAUCCACUAUCAAUGAUGCAGCUAGACAUUUAAGUGUUAUUGAUCAACAUUUAGUACGUUCGGAAACGAAUGUAGAAAAUUCAGUUACUGCCGUUAAAUCGUUAAGUAUUAGUUCGUUGAAUAUUAAGAGCAAAUUGCAUUCCCUAUUAUCUUCAAAUUUUCUCGCAAAUUUGAAAGGAUCUAAAGAAUAAGCAUGUACCUAAUAUUCUAUUUGUUAGGCAUAGAUAAAAUUAUUUAAAAAAUAUAAGUAAAUAAUAUACAGGGUGUUCCAAAAUUACAUGCUAAUAUUUAAGGGCAAUUCCUGGACCUAUUUUAAGGAAAAAACUUCACAUAAAAUCCGAAAAUCUGUGCAUUAAAUUGAAACAACCCCAGACUCGUAUUGACCGUUAACGCUUUCUUUAUUCACUUUCAAUUGUAGAUAUUUCGAAGACGUGCAAAUCAAUCACGACAUACCACUCCUCUCUAGCCAUUUCCUGGAAAAUGCCUUCCAAUCUAGGUAUCGGAUACACAUCUAUUUUU